AUCAAACGUAUAGUUUUGAGAAGACCUUUUUUGUCUUUUUUUUGCAAAAAAUAAUUUAAUUUGUAAACUUGAAUGUUAUGGUUCGUAUUUGAAGACAUUCAAUGAUUAUAGUGCUUUAUAUUAAUUCUGUUAGUUUUUGUUUUGUUAGUUAAUCUAUAAUUAUGAUUUAUUUUUCAUAAAAGUUCAAAACUUUGUAAUGAGGAAAAAUCCCCGAUUACCUAUUGGGUAACACCCCGUUACCCAUUGGGAAUGGGGAUGGGCAUAGGUUUUUAAUCCCCGAUGGGGAUGGGUUCGAGUAUGGGUAUGGGGAUGAGGAACACGAAACCCGGUUGUAGCCCCUGCUUCGUCGACUUUGCAGAUUACAGAUGGCCGACCGGGCAAGGCGGAGGCGCCUAUGGUGAGGAGCAGGGCUUUUCAACUGACAACCGAGGAGGCUUGUGCAACAUUAGAUGUGGUGACGGGGUCGUUCCAUGUGAACAGUAUCUCUUUUAUGGUUCUGUUUGAUUCGGGGGCUACCCGAUCCUUUGUACCUCUCGUGCUCAACAAUAGAUUUUCCAAUGCUCCGGGGGAACCGGAAUAUCCAUUAGAGGUUGAGAUUGCUGAUGAUCGUCCUCUGCGAGUAUCGAGGGUUUAUCGGGGUUGUCUUUUGGAGUUGUUUAGUGAGCGGUACUCGACUGAUUUGGUUCCUAUUCCCCUCUGUGAGAAUACGGUUAUUGUAGGGAUGGAUUGGAUGAGCCCCAAUGAGGAAAUGAUUGAUUGAACAGCAGUUGAUGCGUAUUCGGACCCCAAGUGGGGGAAAGUUGGUGAUUCAAGGAGAGGGUGUUCAGCAUGGGCCGGUUCUAUGUUCAACAGCUAGGGCCAGACGCUAUAUUCAGUAGGGUUGUUCCAGAUUUAUUGCCUAUGUUAUGGAUACCCGGGAGAAGGGUAAAUCGACCGUUAUCCUUCAUAAGAGAUAUAUUUUGUAUACGAUUCUAAUUUUAACAACUCUUAUGAUUUUGGUUUUUAUAUAAUUUUAGUUUUAGCUAGACAGUCAAUCAAAAUCCACUUUUACAUAUUUUUUAUGAGACAAAUUACAAAUAAGGUUAUUAGCUCCAGAUUUUAUAAAUUUUGAAAAGGU
Molecule: messenger RNA, 1117 nt
Organism: Lactuca sativa (garden lettuce)
Lineage: Eukaryota; Viridiplantae; Streptophyta; Magnoliopsida; Asterales; Asteraceae
Source: RefSeq, a predicted model, not a curated record